UUGCGUCACGCGGCGCGCCGGAAGUGACGAUUGCGCUCGCUAGGGACCCCGGAAGUGGCUGCUAGGGGGAAUUACUGCGGACUCUGACUCUUGGCUUGCUAUGGGUUGCGACGGAGGCACAAUCCCCAAGAGGCACGAGCUGGUGAAGGGGCCGAAGAAGGUUGAGAAGGUUGACAAAGAUGCUGAAUUAGUGGCCCAGUGGAACUACUGUACUUUAAGUCAAGAAAUAUUAAGGAGGCCAAUAGUUGCUUGUGAACUUGGCAGACUUUACAACAAAGAUGCCGUCAUUGAGUUUUUAUUGGACAAAUCUUCUGAAAAGGCUCUCGGGAAGGCAGCAUCUCAUAUUAAAAGCAUUAAGAAUGUGACAGAACUAAGGCUUUCCGAUAAUCCUGCCUGGGAAGGAGACAAAGGAAGCACCAAAGGUGACAAACAUGAUGACCUCCAGCGGGCACGUUUCAUCUGCCCUGUCGUGGGCUUGGAGAUGAAUGGCCGACACAGGUUUUGCUACCUGCGGUGCUGUGGUUGCGUGUUUUCGGAACGAGCCCUGAAGGAGAUAAAAGCAGAAGUUUGUCACACAUGCGGGGCCGCCUUCCAGGAGGACGAUGUCAUCGUGCUCAACGGCACCAAGGAGGAUGUGGCGAUGCUGCAGACGAGGAUGGAGGAGCGGCGGCUGCGAGCCAAGCUGGGGAAGAAAACAAAGAAACCCAAGGCAGCAGAGUCUGUCUCAAAAUCAGACAUCAGUGAAGAAGCCCCAGGACCAUCAAAAAUGAAGGCAGGGAAGCCUGAAGAAACCAGCCUUGAUUCUCGAGAGAAGAAAACCAGCUCGGCUCCCAGAAGUGCAGCACAUGGGAGCUCUUCUGGAAAAGCCGGGAAGCCUGUGUGUGGAGCCCCAAAGAGGUCCAUCGCGGACAGCGGAGAGUCGGAAGCUUACAAGUCCCUUUUCACGACCCACAGCUCCGCCAAGCGCUCCAAGGAGGAGUCGGCCCACUGGGUCACCCACACGUCCUACUGCUUCUGAAGCCCGCCCGCCGCCCCCAAGCCCUGUGCUGGCGGCUCUGUCUCCUCGGUUGCAGAGUCACGCCCCCUAAAGAUUGGAGCCGGUGGGGACGCAGGGGGACCUGUAGGCCCCUGCCCUCGCCUCCCUGGGGCCCACGCUUGCCUCCGCCUGCCGGGCGCUUGGACCUUCCCACGGCCCCGAGAGCGUGUUGGCUGCACUGUUUGUGCUUAAAGUAAUUAAAGAUUCCAGAUUCCUCAGGGGUGUGUGGUCAGCUCAUUUUGAUGAAAACGCUCAUGGUUUUGCUGCCAGCGGUUAAUUACUGAAAUAAGCCGGGUGAAACUGAACUUGAGAAAGGACGGUUUCGAGUGCCUCCCGCCUGCAGGGCUGUGGGCGGCACGGCUGCGCCAGAGCAGAGCCACUGGGUCGGUUGAGUGCUUGGGGGUUUCUUGCUUUAUGGCUUUGAUGGCAGAGGAGAUUUAGUUGGGCAUCUGAGGAUUUGGUACAAAAAUAAAGUCGGUCUAAAGUCUC
Messenger RNA from Sus scrofa (pig), 1525 nucleotides. It is a transcript of the gene RTF2, whose product is annotated as replication termination factor 2. Lineage: Eukaryota; Metazoa; Chordata; Mammalia; Artiodactyla; Suidae. Gene Ontology annotation, cellular component: nucleus. Gene Ontology annotation, biological process: mitotic DNA replication termination. The record is from RefSeq and is marked provisional.